Octopus bimaculoides (California two-spot octopus) is the source of this 16682-nucleotide messenger RNA. RefSeq names its product adenomatous polyposis coli protein. Gene Ontology annotation, cellular component: catenin complex; cytoplasmic microtubule; beta-catenin destruction complex. NCBI's taxonomy places the organism in Eukaryota, Metazoa, Mollusca, Cephalopoda, Octopoda, Octopodidae. Gene Ontology annotation, molecular function: microtubule binding; gamma-catenin binding; beta-catenin binding. The record is from RefSeq and is a predicted model, not a curated record. Gene Ontology annotation, biological process: cell migration; pattern specification process; Wnt signaling pathway.
GAAUAACUCCACAGCUACUCCGAGUUUUCCGUCUUUGUACAUUCGAAAAGGCGAUACAAGUACUUUUUCUGCGGUUUGUACACCCUAACAUCUAUAUAAAUAUAUUAAACAUACAUAUAUAUCAUGCUGGAAUGUAUCUUGUACAUUUCUCACAUGACAGACACAAGAGUAGUCACAUUUCCAUUCAUUUCGUAUACCACUUAGUAUAUAUGUAUAUAUACAUUGUCCUGGUAUAUAUACAUAUAUAUAUGUGUUUUUUACAUCAUUAACCAUUUGUUUUGCCGCUGUGCCUCUCUCUCUGCCUAUCUACCCAGCACUUGAUCUUUCUGCUGCUUCUGCUAUUAUCUCCUCCAACCUUUCUCAUUGCGAAGCACCGCUCACUGUUGUCUUCCAAUGACGUCACAAUAAAAAUGGCUUCUACCCUUUCUUCAUGUUGUUACUUCUCUCCGUAACAAGGUAGCAAGGUAGGGAGUCAGGCUCUUUAUAGGUCAGCGGAGAGUGACCGAAAGGAAAAAUAUAUAUCUUCUAAACAAUAAGGGAGCUAAGUUUAUUGGCGAGAAGUUGGAGUUUGCUUACCAUUAGCCAUCAAUCGGUGACCCACACAUUACGAACUACUGCUAUUAGUAGUAAGACGAAUUAUCUCGCACUCACGAAUUUUACACACGAUUCGCUACUACUACAGUUUUGGCUGAACUGCAACAAAACCCAUAUAUAUUUUUUUACGCUUUUCAUCUCUGCUUGUAUGUGUGUGUAUAUAUAUAUAAAUAAAUAUAUAUAUAUAUAGGACAACACUGCUUGUAGAGAUAUAUUUACGAGCGUAAUAACGAAAAGAAAAAAAUAAGUAAAGGAAUCAAAAUAUCUCCGAAAAUAAUCAGUCACAACCUUCCAAAUCAUCGGAUGGGUUUUACCCUGUUCUUGCCUAGCUUACCCUACACCCUACAGUUUAUUAUCUGAACAUAUUUUUUACUUGUAGCUGUUUUGGCUUGACCUUCUCACUCCGUUACAAGCAAGCUACCUGCUUAAACAAAAGAACAACUCCUUGCUAGCUAUUUUUUAUUCUCCUCCUUUUUUUUUUCACCUUGUCCCCUAUUCAAUCCACAUUCGAAACUUCCUCGUCGGUUUUCUUCCCUUUCAGUUGAUUAUUUAUAUAUUUAAAAAAGAUAAUAUUAGAAUAUUAAAAGAACAAACCAAGAGCCAUUCUAUUGGAAUAAAUUUCAUCCCAUCUACACAUUAAGGGGGGGAGAGCAAGGGAUAACUCGAGUCUGUCGGAUUUAUAUGUAAAAAUAAAUGUGUCUAAAUGAGGACUAGAUCAUAUCUACAUAAUAAAUCUAAAAAAGCGUGCAGGCAAGUGUUAUCUUAUGUUCAAUCACCUGGAAACAACCGCAAAUUGAUUACCAAAACUCAAACAACACAAGGUUGUCCAUACAAUAUAAACCAAGAUCUCCUAUUUAUUCAGUAGUGGAUUUUACACCUACUCUUCUUAAUUAUUCAUUAUUUAAAAAAAAUUUUACAAGCUGCAGAAGCGAGUUCUAGAGACCUCUAGAUGUCUUGGAAGGUUACCAUAAGAUCUCCAUCAGACUUUCAAAAUUGCAGAUAUCCAUGUUAUAACGGUUGCAUUGAAAGUAUCACUGUUGGUUUAAUUCAAGAUUCAUGAUGUUCCAGGCAGCUCCCCAAAAUGAUCAUUUACAGACAUACCAAUACAGAAGAUACUCCACACAUUAUGGACCAAGACAAGCGGGAUUCUGGAGCCUGUGAUCUGAAUAACAGCAACCACAAUGACAGCAUAUUUCUAAAGAAUGCUUCUAUCAACACACCUCUUGCUGCAGAGGUCUUUGUUCUCAAAUCUGGAACUGGAGACAACGGGUACGCAUGUGACACAAGCAUUACAAGUAAUUCUGAGGGAGAAAGGCUAGUAACCAUGGCAACACAAACACCAGAGGUAGAAAUUCAGGAACCACAGUGUUUACUUGAGGAAAGCUGUCAGAAUAAUGGUUUAUUGAUUCCACCUACUCCUCCACUUUCAUCUAUGUACCAUGGGACAUGGCCCAUUACUAAAGCUUUAGAUUUUCCCAUUAGUCAAAGCGAUGGCAGCCUUGAAAGUCUAGUCAACAAUGAUACGUCUAGUAUAUUCAGUUUUGAUUCCAGCAACACAAAUGCAUCUGCUCCACCAGUGUCGCGCUGUCAAACAACUCAACCUCAACUUGGCACCAAGGUUGAAAUGGUUUACUCAUUAUUAUCGAUGCUUGGUACCCACGAUAAAGAUGACAUGAGUCGCACACUACUUGCUAUGUCCAGUUCUCAGGAUAGUUGCAUUGCUAUGCGGCAAUCAGGUUGUCUCCCCUUACUGAUCCAGCUGCUGCACGGUAGUGACAAGGACUCCAGCUUAUUGGGCAAUACACGUGGGAGUAAGGCGGCACGGGCUCGGGCCUCUGCUGCUUUGCACAAUAUUGUUCACUCCCACCCAGAUGACAAAAGAGGUCGGCGAGAAGCUCGAGUGUUGCGACUCCUUGAACAAAUCCGAGCACAUUGUGAUCAGCUCAGAGAUUCUUCAUCUGAUGAUGAUGAAGAAGAUAAAAAAGUGAAAUCAGGUUCUCGGCCUUCUGAUAUAGACCACCACCCUGGUCCAGCCAUCGCAGCACUGAUGAAGCUUUCCUUUGAUGAAGAACACCGCCACGCAAUUUGUACUUUAGGUGGUCUUCAGGCUAUUGGAGAACUUCUGCAGGUGGAUCAUGAAAUCCAUGGCAACACUACUGAGCAGUACAACAUUACAAUGCGGCGCUAUGCUUGCAUGGCUUUGACCAACUUGACAUUCGGUGAUGGAACAAAUAAAGCUCUAUUGUGUUCCAUGAGAGGUGUUAUGGAUGCUCUAAUUGCACAAUUGCAUUCUAGCAAUGAAGACUUGUGUCAAGUUGCUGCAAGUGUUCUCAGAAAUUUAUCAUGGCGAGCUGAUCUUGCCAGUAAGAAGACACUGCGGGAGGUUGGUGGUGUUACAACAUUAAUGAAGGCAGCAAUGCGUGUGAAAAAAGAAUCAACUCUCAAAAGUAUACUAAGUGCACUUUGGAACCUCUCUGCUCAUUGUAGUGAAAAUAAAGCUGAUCUUUGCGCUGUUGAGGGUGCAGUUGAGUUCUUAGUAAGCACAUUGACUUAUAAAAGUUCCUCAAAAACUUUAGCAAUCAUUGAAAACGGUGGUGGUGUUCUCAGAAAUGUGUCCAGCCACAUUGCUGUAAGGGAGGAUUACAGGAGACUCCUCCGGCAACACGGCUGUCUGCAGAUUCUGUUGAAACACUUACGGUCUCCAAGUCUUACAAUUGUCAGUAAUGCCUGUGGUACACUAUGGAAUUUAUCAGCACGCUGUCCUGAAGAUCAACGCGCCUUGUGGGAUAUGGGAGCAGUUAGCAUGCUCAGAAACUUAGUGCAUUCAAAGCACAGAAUGAUCUCAAUGGGCAGUGCUGCAGCCUUAAAAAACCUUCUUGGUGCCAAACCAGCAUCUUUGAACUUUGAUUCUGACAAACAUGUCAAAUCCAAUAUGCCAACAUUGCAUGCAAGGAAACAAAGGGCAAUUGAGGCUGAAAUUGAUCAAAAUUUAUCUGAGACUUGUGAGAACAUGGAAAGUCCAAGGAACAGUCCUACAGAGAACCGGAAACAAGAUACUGACUCUCCACAUUAUCUUUAUUCAUCUGGCUAUCAGUUAUCAGAUUUAGAGAGUCGAAGGGCUUUCAUGAAAACACAUAUGUUUAUGAGGACAGGGAGUGGGGAUGGUGCAAUGCUGUUUGAUAGCCGGACACGGUCUCCACAUAGAGUUACACGAUCUGGCAGUCAAGACAGUGUAGGGAGUGUGCACUCUGAUAUAUCACAUGAUCGUGCUAGGGUUCAUCACAUGCUUGCUAAGAGCUCCAAGCUACUAUAUGAACGCCAAGGUUCAGUUCUUGAGAAAAGAAGAGAUUCUAGUCUAACUCGAUUAACUCAAGAAGGAAGUGCAGGUAGCCUGGAGAAAUUGCGAAAUGCACCUCAACACAUGAUGGAAAAUGAAGAUGGGGUUUGUGAUGAAACUGUUAACUAUAGUAACAAAUAUGUUGAUCAUGCUACUCAGAACUGUUUGGAUCCUGCCAAGCAGAGCUGUUUGGAUCCAAGUAAACAGAAUAACUGUCCCGUCAAAUUGGCCAACUUUGCUGGUAAUCCUUCAUCUUAUAGUGCACAACAACGGAUGUAUAUGUAUGUCGUUCCCAAUCAGUAUUCUCAUAAGACUUACACAGACAGACAGAUUUACAAUGAUAGGAUGACAAAUCCUUCCAGUAAUAAGAACAGUUCUGAACCAUUGAUAUCAUCGUAUGGAGUUUAUGCUGAGACUGAUCUAGACAACAUUGACCAGCUUGACCAACCAACAGAUUACGGGAAACGAUAUGCUGAAUACACGGAUGAUCAAUGCACAGACAGGCCAAUAAAUUAUGUAUCACGGUACAAUGAUUCCGACCCCAACUGUGCAGAUUGUCGCCUUGAAGAAGCUAGACGAACAAACGAGAGAGUUGAGCAACGAGUUCACACAGUUCACGAUGACUCAUUAAAAACUUUUUGCACGGAAGGUACUCCACUGAAUUAUCUGUCAACUGCUACAUCUUUGACAGAUUUGACUGGGAAACACGAGAAAGGGGAGAUGCGAGAAGAACUAAAGAAAGACAUUCUGGAAUCAUGUGCUGAAGAUGAAAUUAAGAAUUACACUCUUGACUACCAAAACAUGGAGAAAACUGGGAACAAUAACAAUAACAACAACAACAUCACCAACAAUAACAAGAAAAUAAAACGUGGUUCAAAUACACAUGUGAGUGGAAUUCCAACAUUUAGAUCAUCUAUACAAUGUGUUAAAGAAUAUGUUUCCUCAAAAGCACCAACAGAAAAUCCUAUUGAUGUAGACAUACUGGAAGAUCCCUGUGAAGGAGCAGCUGACCAAAUGAAAACCUAUUGUGAUGAGGGCACGCCUAUCAGCUAUUCACAAGUGAGCCCAAUUAGCAGCCUCCAUAGCAGUGAAGCUGGAGAUCAUGAAAACCUUCCCAGGACCAAUGUACUCAAAAGUAUUGAUGAAAAUGAAUGUAGUGAGGAACUUCAGAAAACUACUAUCUCUGAAAAGACUGGUUCUGACAUCGUUAACAUAGAACGAAAAUUACUAAGUGUAGAUGAUGCAGAGAAACCAUCAGAGUCAAUUGGAGCAUUGCCUGAUGCAGGUUCUCCAAGUGAUCGAGAACAGAAGACUGUUACUUUUGAUGAAAAUCACAUGGUUGAAGAGACUCCACUGAUGUUUUCCAGGUGUAGUUCUCUAGGUUCAUUAAGUAGUUUUGAGGCUCACUCUGUACACAGUUCUGUUGUCAGUGAAUAUAGCCGGCGAGCCAGUGAAGUUGUCUCUCCAAGUGAGCUCCCUGACUCUCCCAGUGAAACUUUCCCACCUAGUCCUACACGGAAAAGAGCUGCUGAAAAAUGUUCUAGUGUCAAUGACCAGGAGCCUGAAACUAUGGAAGAGAUGAAAGAGUUUACUGUUGAAGCCCCUGAAAGGGACCCAACAAAUGCAACUGGAGCCAAACCUACUUCAGGAACAUUGGCUGAUGUACUGAAAGGUGAACUGAUCUCUGACAUUGGGAAACUGGAUUCCCCCAUUGUCUACAAUACAGAAGGUACUCCACCAAACUUUUCUGAAACAACCAGUUUAAGUGCAUUGACCUUUAGUGAUGAUGAACCUCAAAUGAUAGGCAAGAAAACACAUAUCAAGACAGCAAUUAAGGAUGGGAAAUCUGAGAAAAUUUCCGAGAAAGAAGACAAAGAGAAUUCUUCUAUGUCAGAAGUGUCAGAAGGUGAAGAAGAUAUUCUGGCACAGUGUAUUAGUUCAGCUAUGCCAAGUAACUCGAGUAAAAAGAUUCGAAGAAGCACCUCAGAUAAUGCACUAAAGAAAAAGUCUGAAUCAUGGAAGACUGAAAGUGCAACUAAUAACAAAAGCAAACUUCCAACAAAGUCUGUAUCAAAUAAUGCACGUACAAACUAUGGCUCUUUGAAACUGAAGAGCUGUCUUCGGUCUGUAUCUGUCUGCAAACAAGAGGAAGAUCUUCUCAAUACUGAUGCUGUCAAAUCUUAUGCCACUGAAGGAACCCCUCUGAACUUUUCUCGAACUACAUCAUUAAGUGAUCUGAGUAUACUUACACAUGACAAUGCUCCAUUAAAACCUAAGCAUGAAGAAGCUGAAGAGUCUGAUAAUAGUUCAGUUUGCGAUGAGAAUGAUAAAUUACUCUCAGAAGUUAUUCAGUCAGCAAAACCAAAGGGAAAAGUCGGUCGUAAGCCAACAGUGAUUGAUCGAACUGCAGAGGGUUCAGAGAGCAAAGAAAAAUUCCCUUUCCAAAUUUCACCAUUAAAGGAAAAGAAAUGCAUCAGUAUGAAUCCAGAUACAGUCAAGACUUAUGCUGUAGAGGGUACUCCGAUUAACUUUUCUAAUGCCACUUCUCUAAGUGAUUUAACUAUUGAUUCUAUAGAUGGUCUUGACAUGGGUUUUAUACAAAAGAAUUCAAAAUCAAAACCUGGAGACCCUAAUUACACCAUUCCAAAUAAAGAUGACUCUAUAUUUGCUUUGAAUUCAGCUGCAGACUCCCCCAAACAUUACAUGAUGGAAGGAACACCAAUAACAUUCUCUCGGAACGACUCGCUUAGCUCACUUAGUUGUGAUGAUACAGAGGAUGUGUCUCUAAGUCAUCAUCCUAGUGCAAAGCAAGGUAAGAACAAGUCCUCACCUUCUCUUGGACAACGUUGGAAAGCAGAUACUGGUCGAAAAGAUUAUCAACAAUCCCCAGAUGGCACUGGUGUUCCUGGUACAGAACUGGGUCGCCAUGUAGUGGGGCAGUCUAGUGAAGAAAUUCGACCCGCUUUAAUGGACCCUGAGGGUUAUCUUAGUGAUGAAAUACCAAAAGAAUUUGCAAUAGAAGACACACCAGAUACUUAUUCUCGCAAUUCUUCAACAAACUCCUACAAAAACAAAUGCCAAAGGGAAAGUCCUUUGGCUAAAGUUUCUUCCACUAAACAAAUAGGACCAGAGCUAGGUCUACCUGACCAGAAGGCUUCAUUUAAGGUGGAAGGUACCCCAUUAUGUUUCUCUAGAAAUAGCUCUCUGAGUUCACUGAGUAUUGAAUCAGUAACAAAUGAUUUUUCACUCACUGAAGAAGCUCUUCUUGAAGAAUGCAUUAACUCUGCCAUGCCAAGAGGAGAUAAGAGCAAGUCAGAUAAAAUAGGAUCAAAGAGCUCUAGACUACCUACUUUAAAUUCUCCUGGAACAAUUCCUCAGUCAGACCAAGUUGAAAAAGAUAAGACAUCUUUGUGUGUUUCAAGAAGUGAAUCUUUGAUGUCUCGUUCUUCAGAAGAUUAUAGCAUGAAACAUGUGAAGACAUCAAUGGUACCCAAUAUAUCAAAUGGUCAAGGAAGGCUUGAUGUUAAUAGUAGCAAUGAAAUCACAAAUGCUAACAAUGUUCAAAAUGAGAGUUUACGGAAAUCAACCAAAUCCUGCAGUGAUUUUUCCACAAAUCCUGCUGUUGAUGCCCGGCAAAGAUUUGGCUGGUGUCGAUCAAAAUCCCAAGACAGCGAUGGAUUUCUCAAACGCAAGAAGGACUACUCUAACCAUGAGAUUGCACAAGCUAACUCUCUCUCGAAUCGGCCAUUUCUUGGUUUGGGGGAGACAACUGAGCAAAAUGAUUCGGUUCCCAAAGAUAACCGUUUGUUGGAAGAGAAGCAAAGAUCGAUGCAAGAAAUUGAAAUGGUCAGCUCAUUGCCACAAUCAAUAGGUGCAGAUUCAAAUGGAAGCAUUGAAAAAGUAGACAGUGAGAAAUCAGAUGCUGCUGAUGACAGCCACUGUGAGCUAAAACCAAGUAAAAGCCAUAGUGAUAGUAUUAUGAUGUCAUCUUCUCCUGAUGAUAUGAACUCUGAUGAGACAAAUGUUUCUGAUGAGUUAGAACAUGAAGAUGUUCUUGACAUCAAUUUGGCUGAAGAACAAAGCAAUAAUAUAACUGAUGAAGACAAGGACAGAAACUCUUUUGAGCAUGAAAUCUCUCCUGAAGAGGAACGAGCUCUUGAAGAGAAUGCUAGUCUUGUUGUUUGUGAACUCAUUACUAAAAGAGAGCUAUCCAGCAGCACAUUUGAUGAAGAUUCUUUGAUUGAAAAUGAGAGUAUAUCACUAGUCUCAAAUGACUACACGUCUGAUACAGCAUCAGAGGUUUCAGUGACAUGGUCUAAGAACUCAGAAGACUUGAGUGAGUAUUCAACAUCAACUUUAUCUCAUUCAGAAGCUAGCAGCAGACGAGCUCGUAUUGUGAAACCCUCUGCUCAUUCUCAGCCAUCAUCAGACAAAUCUGAUCCGGAAAGUAAUAAAUCAGUGAGAGGUCGACGAAAACCAUUAUAUAGUCGUAAAAAUCCAGUAACAACAACACCAGUAAAAACACUAAAUUCAAAACCUGAUAACUCUCGUGUUAUUCGUCCAGCUUCUACUCGCCAACCAGGAGGUCCAGUAAAAUCUAAUCCAAAUAGUCCUAAGAAAACUGUAACCAAAAACACCAACGCCAUGUCAUCUGAGGUUCCUGUAAACAAGGUAAACCCUCGAACCACAAAUGUCCGGCGUUCUUCUGGAGGAGGAGGAAGAAGCAUGUCUCCUGGGAGUCCAUUAAAGUCCCAAACUACCAAACAAUCAGCUGGGUCUAAAUUACCUGUAGUAAACAGUGAACGACCAGCACGAGACAGUAGCGUUAACCGAGGGGGUCAUUCUACACAAAUUGAACGUCCCAAACCCCCAAUAAAACAAGGAACUUUUACCAAAGAAACUCCAGCUUCUAGUGGGGAUAAACAGUCAGCCAGUGAAUCUGAUAAAAAUGAGAACAAGAGUGACAUUGACACUUCAACUGUAAAACUCAGAGAAAGGAAAACAUCCUCUAGUCCAAGAAGCUCUGGAGGCUCUACAGGAAGCCAAAGGAAUUCUGAUACAACACCUCCUGAAUCAUGGACAAAAGCAUUAGGUUCAUUUAACUUUUUAGUAGACACUUCACACGAACAAGGUUUUCAUGCGCCAUUUGAACAAAUUCAGCGGCAAAGAAAUUCUCGUGAUGCUCCUCCAGCUCUUCGUCAAUCAAGCACUAACACAACCCCUACUAAAAAUACCCCAACUAAAGUUACUUCCCCUGUUGGUAAGGGUGGUAGUCGCAGUAAUACAACAUCAAACAAAUCUGGCAUUGGAAGUCUGAAGAAAAAUACUCCUUCAAGUAGUCCUAAAAGUAAUGGGAGUAAUUUGGAUAAAAGUAAUAGUGGAUCAACAGGAACUUUACGCAAGACUAGCAGUAAAACAAGUUUAAAAAAUUCAGACAGUAAUGCUAGUCUAAAGAAAGCUGAUAGCAAUGCUAGUCUCAAGAAAACUGAUAGCAAUGCUAGUCUUAAAAAAGCUAGUGACAAUUCUCGUCCUUCAACCCCAACAGGAAAGAGAGGAAGCUUAGGAUUAAGCAAAAAUCAAAGCAUCUCUCCAGGAAAUGCUCAGUCUAAAAAGUCUGAAACAAGCCCACCUUCUAAAGGAACUCCGACAGUUAAUGAAAACCGUCGGUCGUCCAGUACUGGCAAGAAACCGGUGGCCAGUAAGAUUGCGAGCCUUUGGAAACGGAACGAAUCAUCUAAUGAUUCUGCUUCCUCUCCAGAGUCCAAGCCUACCAAGCCACCUCGUCAGCAACGGUCACAUUCUACAGGAGGUGGUCAACGUAGCCGUCUAGUUCCACCUCGAAUUUCCAACAACAAGAAAUCAUCCUCUCCACCUAUAACACAACAAGGAUUAAGUCGAACACAUACUUAUGAUAAACUAAGUUCCUUUGCAGAUAAUUCUUCUGUAGUAACAGAAAAACUUAAUGAGAAUAAUUCUUCAGUUGUGAAAAGCAUCAGUCCUAUAAGUAGUCCAAAAGAAAAUAAAAAUAUAGAUAGUUUUAAUGAAGAUAUCACUUUCACAAUGACCAAAACAAAUUCAGGUACCUGGAAAACUCAGAAGUCUCGCUCCGAGGCUCAAAGUUUACCAGAUGCUGAUCAAACAUGCCGAGUUCAGGAGAAAAUGUCAGAUUCUAAAAAAUCUCUAAACAGCAUGACUUCUGAUGAAAGCUGGAGAAACAAUAAUUCAUUAAGUGAACAGCAAGAAUUUGAUGGGAACAAUGAAGAUGUAUGGGUGAAACGGAAUGAAAUGAUAAGAGAAGCAGAGAAUAAAAUGUUACUUGAUAAUAACUGCGGUGAAGUGAAAGAGACAGAAGACAGAAAAGGCAGUGCCCCUCGACAAGGGAACUGUGCUACCAAAAUGCCUUUGCAAAACAAAACUGCUUCAAAAGAAACUGUGAUAGACUCUUUGCCUUCUGAAGCCAAAGUUUGGAAAUCUGAACUGAUUUCUCCGCAGAGUGAACUAAAGCGAGCAAUAUGCUCAGAAGUCCGAACUAAUCCAGCAUGCUCAAUAUCUGCAGCUAUUGUGUCGCCAUUUAAUUACACUCCAAGUGCCAAAUCACAAAACAAUAACUUUGAUCAAAACAGAAUCUUGGCAAAGGCAGUCACAAAUGGGAACAAACGAUCAUCAAUUCCAUCUCCUUCAAAACAUGCAACAAAAACUGAAAUGUUGCUUGCACGGCGGCGACAAAACUUCAUGACAAAAAUGGAAGAUGCUGGAGAUGAAGAUGAGACUAGAAGAGCUUGCCGUGUAACAACUGUAUAGUGGAACUGUAAAAAUGGCGGAAAUAAAAAUAGGCAAAUAUUGACCAGCGCACUACUUUGGAUAACGCUUAUUUCUGAACAGAAUGCUGAACUUGCUAUGGUUGCAGUCAGAGAAAGUCGAAACAAUCAACAAAUAAGUUGUUAUACAAAAAUAAUUUUCUCUCACAGGCAAUUCGAAACAGAGUGAGCUCUAAGUUUAGGUUGUACAAUUCCAUUGUGAAAACAAUAUUUGUUUUUUGUUUUUUUUUUAAAUAUUAUUUAAGAACAUAUUGGUCAAAACUUGACCAAUGAUUUAUUUAUUUCAUCUCAUGUUUUUGUGCAAUUGUUGUAAAUUCAUCUCCGAAGCUGGCGUUACUGUGCGCUAUAGAGAUACAUUAUGCAUUAGAAUAAAAUAUGGGUGUGCAAUAUAUUUCUUGUUCAUCCAUUUCAUCAUAUUUCGGGGCUUGUAAAUUCGAUCAACUCAAUACUAAAUCUGAAUGCAUCAUUUUGGCAAGAACCAGGUUUUUUUUUUUUUCCUUUUUUUUUUUUUUUAAAUCUGUAAAAUCAUUUUGGACCUGCAGAGGGUUUAACAUCCCUUGCUACAAAAAGAAAGAAAAAAAAAACUGUACUGCAUGUUGUGUGCUUAAGGAAAAAAAAAUCAGAAAAACUUCACCAUUUAGAUUAUUUGUUGCUUAGAAGCACACAUUGGUUGUUCAAACACCUUGAUGAGGAGAUCAACAUCAGUGCUGGUAAUUUAUUCCAUUAACUUUGCAAACAGUUAAAGACUGAAAAAUAAAAAAACUGUUUGGAAUUGAUGGGUUCUCUCUCAUAAAAACUAAAAUGUGGAAAAAAAUGUUAAUAAAUCUAUUUUCUGAUUUUGCAUUUAAUUUCAUGUCAGUAUGUGUAAAAAAAAAAAUCAACUAAAUAUUGCCAAUCUCAUGGUGCUGCUUGAGUUUUAUAUUUCAUUUUAUUUUAUUUUUUUAACGCUAUAAAAAAUCGUCAACUUUGCUUGUUAGUAUUGUGAGCUUAAAAACAAUGUCUUUUAUUUAAAAAACAAAAACAUAUUAAUGAUAGUAAAUAUAAUUUUUACAAUAGCUAUUUCAUUUGGUUAAAACUGACAAAUUAGAUUCAACGCUUAUAUCUUCCCCUGCUGUUUUCAUAUAAGUACAAUUCAUUCACAAUGCAGGCAUUUAUUCUAGUAUUGGUAUCCCAAGUGGUCCAUUUUGUUAUCAUAAUCAUACUAAUGAGUGCUAGUCUACUACUCUUUCUUGUAUACAACAUCAAUAAUACAAACAACAAAAGAGAUUCUUUAUAAUAUGAAAGUCUAUGACAUUUGUAAUAGAAUUACUUAAGUAUUUUAAAAUGAUUUCAUUUCCUGGUCAUCAAAUAAUCAAACUAGUGCAGUUCUCUCAAGGCUGAAACUGCCAUUUCUUGUUGACAUGCAUUUGAUACCUUGUUAUACAUAACAAGGUAGGUAACCUGCUAGAAUUACGAGCCAAAUCUCUCUCAAGCCAUACCUGACUGUCUUAAAAAAAGGAGACAUUAGAUUAUGUAGUCCAAGGGAAACUAUAUAUAAAAAAAUGACAAGUUGGUCAUGGCUAGAGUGCCUUUGAUCAUAAGUCUAUCUGAGUAGUGUUAACCUGGGGCUAAACAGCUUCAGCCUUCUUGCAUUUAGUAAGUCGAGUAAAGCACUUUUUUUUUUUUGUUACACAUCUUUAUUUUGAAAAAAUUUCAUUGAAAGUUUUAGUGUAGAUGCUCUGAUAAGAUCUUCAGUCAUAAUGAGUGUUAAUUGAAGGUUAUUUCUUAAGAUAAAUUAAUUACCUUUCAUAUUCAUUUCAAACUUUGAUUUCUUUGACCAUGAAGAAAAAAGAAACACUGAAUACUUUUAACUACUUCAACAUCUCUCACAGGUUUAUUGUAUUUUAUAUUUUAUAUUAUCUGCCUAUUUGUCAACAUGGUGUUGGCUGAAAUAGCAGAUUACUUCCUCGAUGUAAAUAUAAUCAGUAAUAUUCAUUGUGGGAAGGACUUAUCACUCCAAAAGAGGAGUAAAUUCUUUUCCCUCACCUCCAAGAAGAAGAGAAAAAAGACAACAUAAGAAAUGUUUCGCUGUUGUUCACAAAUUUUAGAACAACAUAUGAAAAUUAGUCAUUCAGUGCUUUAUUUAUCACAUGAAAAUGUGAUAAAUAGUCAUUUGCUUGACUUUUUCAUCAUAAAAGGUAUUCUCCAAUGGGGCAACAGUAGCCCCAUUGACUUAGAGGUAGGGGGAAAUGAGACUUGUAAUGUUCGUGCCUUUUCAAAAGGUUUUGGUGACGUAAGUGAAGUGAAACAGCUACUACUUGGAAUUGAAACCAAGUUGUAGACUUGGCAUGCUGAGGGCUUGCCUUCUACUCUUACGCCACUUGCUACAUUAUGAAUAUAAAUGUAGUUUAAUUCUAACCAUGUCAUUACUAUUUGCAAUAUUAUUAAUCAUGUUUGACAUUUAGUGUAUAUUGCCUCCAGUUUUGACAUGGUUAGAAUGCAAUUACCCAUGAUAGAAGUUGAACUGGUCGAGUUUAUUCACAGUAUUCAGAAAGGUAAUUUUGUAAAUAUAUCUUUUGAAAUAAAUGGAGUGUUAUAUAGACUGUCUUCUUAACUUAAGCAGUAAACCAAAUAUAAUUUGUCAAGUGCCAGAGAAACAGAUUGAAUACCGGCAUAUAUGUGAGAUUUUAAUUUACUUAAUCUAAUAUUUAAUCUGUUUUUUUUUAUUGCAUAAGGAAUACAACCUCAUAGUUUACAAGCCUGUAUGUGAUCACUCAACUUGCUAGAAAUGACAACCAAAUCCCUGUCAAAUCACACCAUACCAUCUUAAAUAAGGAAAGGAUACAUUAGAUAAUGUAAUCCUACAAAACCUUGAAAAAGACAUGAUGGUCAUGGCUGGAGUAAAUUUGAUCAUGAUUUUGCUUGGUCAGGGUUGAUCGACAGCUAAAAACCAACUUCACGUUUUAUAGAUGAAGGGAAAUGGGAAAGGGUGACUUAAAUGCCUUUUCCAAAUUCAAACUACUCUUCUAUGUUCCCCGUAUACAUAAUUACAAAGUGUAUAAAGUAUAACUAAUUCAGUGAUCUUAGUUAUAGAUCCUUAAUGAAAGAGGUUUAGCAAGCAAAAAUUGGUAACCAUUAAUAAUUAGCUUUUCAGUGUCACGGCAUUCCAGAGUUUGUCCUAUACACUUCCUGAUCAGUAGCACUAAUAUAAUAAGCAAUUGUUGCAUAUAUAAUAAAUAUAUAUAUACAUAUAUUUUUUUUCACACACAUGCACACACACACACAUUGUGCACGAGUGUAUGUAUAUAUAAUGUAUUUUUGUGUGUGCGUGCAUAUGUAUGUGUGUAUAUAUAUCUAUAUAUUUUUAGGUGUAUGUAUAUACAUAUAUGUAUUUAGGUAUAUGUGCAUACCUAUACAUGCAUAUAUAGAUGUAUAUAUAUCAACAACAGCAUAUGGCAGUUGUUGUCACAUGGUGUGCUAAUGUGUUGAGCCUACUUUGGCAUUAACUACUACUCGAAAAUAAACAUACAAACUUUAACAUAUUUUUAUGCAUAAUAUGACUUCAACCCAAUGUAAUCUUUGUGUCUGAGUAUGUAUUAUUAUAUUUGAAAACAAUUUACAGUCAGAUUAUAUCAUGUUACUGCAAGAACAAAAUUAUAAAGAAAAUUUACCAUCUUUGGUAGGUGUACAGCACUCAUCUUGCACACCUAGAAUAUAUAUGUCCCCUGGUAUACAUAACUGUGAAUUAGUAAUUGUGUGAUUGAAAUUAUUGAUACAAUGUCUACUCUAAUAUUUUUUUGUAUUCACUUCCUUAUAGAUGUAACAAAACAAAAUAGUUUUGAUAUUUCAGACAACCAAUUCUGAAUAAGAAGAAUGCUGAUUUUUGUCAUCAAAACUUUUAGAGAGAGAUAUUUAUUACUCACUCUUAAUUCAAUACAGAACUUGAAAUCAGUGACCUGACAUAGUGAUAAUUAAUAUGAUACAAAUAAUAAUUAUUAAUAUAAUAAACUACUUGUUUUCUGUUUCAGGAUAUGAAAUGAUAUAUUUUUAUUCUAUGAAGUCAGGUUGCUUCUGGCAAACAGAAAUACAAUAAUAAUAUAUACCAAAAAUAUAACUGAAUAAAUGAAAUAUAUUCAUAAGAAUUGUGCCACCAUGUAACACUACAAAUUCAAUGAAGGAGAUUCUACAUGGUUGCUUAACUUGCUACUAAUAACAGUCAAUUCUCCCUUGAAUCACCCACCCCACUCUAUCUUGGUCACAACAACUGGAAGCUUUUGACCAUAGGUCUGCAUGAUCAAGGCUGACCUGGGGGCUAAACACCAACCACCACCAUCACCUCUGAAUCAAUGAGUGAGCUUUUAUAUGGUCACUCAAACGUCUAGAAAUAACAGCCAACUAUCUUGAAAGUGAAGGACACAUUGGAUAAUGUAGUCCGAGAUAUAUAUUGUCUGAGACACAGACAGCAUGGCCAUGGGCUGAAAUGCUUUUGAUCAGAAGUCAAAUCAACUAGAAUUGACCUAGGUCUAAACAAUCCGAAUUGCAGCCAAAUUUCAUUCUCGUCACAUCCUGUCAUCUUAAAAAAUAAGAGAUAGCCAUGACUGGAAUAUUUUGAUCAUAGGUCUGGUAGAUCAGAGCUGACCUGGGGGUAAACAAAAACAAUGGCCACUGCUACUGAAUGCAGCCUUCUCAGAUAUUGGCUUCAACUUAGCAAAGCUGCUUUCAAAAUAUUUCUUAUGUCAAAUUUACAAGAUAUUGGCUACAACAUAUGUAAUAAUUAAUCAACCCAUUAUUUAUUUAUUUAUUUAUAUAUUUAUUUAUUUAUAUAUUUAUUUAUUUAUCUAUCUAUCUCAUACAAAUGUGAUAGUCAAUUGCUUGAAUUUUCAUAAUCAGAGGUUAUGAGUAAUGUGUAGUCAAUUAUCCCUGUUGACUUCAGUGAAGACAAAAAUAGGACUUAUUUGUUCACAGCUUUGUUAAAGUCAUUGACAAAAUGUGAAUUGGAAUGAAAUAGUUAUAGCAAAAAAAUCAAAACCAUGUUGUAGUAGAUUCUGUUUGUCAGGAGCAUACCUCCUUUUACUUUACAGUAGCUGCCAAAUAUAUUGAUAAAAUAAAUAGUCUACAUAAAAGCUGAAUAAGAAUGAAAGCAAAGAAGAAAAUAAAACAUUGUUAAUAUCAUUAUAUCCUCUUCUGAUGUGACACUUGACUCUAAGACAUUCUGAUGCUAUUAAUAGUGAUUUCUUUUGACUAGGUACAAAGUGUCAGAUUUAAUAUGAAUGAGGAAUUGAGAUUGUAUAACUUUCAUGCUUUCCUCAAGAGUAUUAGCUAUAUAUAUAUAAACACACACACAUACACACACACACAAAGUGAUGUGCAGUGGCUACACAGCCAUGAAUCAAAACUGAGUUGUAGACUCAGCUCACUGCAAAAUUAUCUGUACACGAUAGCACUUGUUACUGAUUCUUUUUUAUACUGCCUGAUCUCUUAUAAUACCUUUUGUUUCUUUGUUUUAUAUUGUUCCUUAAAUAUAUUUUUAAAGAUUCUAAUAACUGUGUUAACUAGAGGUUUCUUUUGUAAUGAUUUGGUCGAUAAUGAAUGUUUUUAAUUUUUUUAGUACUGAUAACCACUCAAAAAUGUGAACUUUUGUUGACUUUUUAUUUGUAAAUUUGUACAUAACAACUGAAGACGUACACUAUGUGAAAAAUUCAUCACUGAUAAUGUUAUUUAGUAAUGUUAUAGUUCUAAAUUAUCUUUAUAUUUUUGCUAUUACAAUGUACUUAUAAAAUGUUGCUUUCUACUAUUGUCAUGACGAUUAUAAUGGAAAAUACGUCUAAAAAAGGAAAUAAAAUAAAAUAAAAUCUCAGGCCAUCAGGCAUCAAUUUAAUCUGCAUGAUUUUUCAGUCUGACUAUCAUUUCCAUCUAUUGAAUAAAAAAAAUGUUAAUCCUUUCAUGAACCUUAA